AUGGCUUCUGCAGCGGCGGAACUAGCCGCGACCAACGACGAGGUCAAGCCUUACCGGAUGCAUGUCUCGUCGCGAUAUUUGGACCUCACCAAGCAGAAGCUCGAAAUUACCCGGCUGCCUCACGAGGAUUCGCAACCCAGGUCGAAGGACUGGUGGGAGCCGAAAGGUGAAGUUGAGCCCCUGAUAGACUUUUGGCUUGAGCAAUACUCAUGGCGGGCGCAAGAGGAAGCGCUCAACGACGAGCUGCCCCAAUUUCGCACCGCGUUCACAAUUGCGGGAGCUGAGGCUCCAGUCCGUAUUCAUUUUGUCCAUAUACGUUCAUCUCACUCCUCUGCCGUUCCUCUGCUAUUGAUACCCCCAUUCCCUUUCACCAGCCUAUCCUUCGGCCAUCUCGUCAGGACCUUCACGGACCCUGAAGAUGCGGCCGCCGACCAGCCCUUUCAUCUGAUCAUCCCGUCCCUCCCUGGGCUUGCGUUCAGCGAUGCGCUGCCCAAUAAUACGUCCGUCAUCUCCACCUCGGCAGAAAUACUUAAUGCAUUAAUGAGCCGGCUGGAUUAUCCCCAUUACCUGGUCACCAAUGCGGGAUCCGGUUCCGCCUCGCCAGCAGAGAUUGACUGGAAACUGGUCCAUUACCUUGCAAGUCAGUACUCGAACACUUGUCUCGGGACUCAUUUCAUCUCGCCGCCACUCGCCGAACCAAAGCUACGGGAGGCGCCGAUGGAGUGGGCGAAAUGGUCGAUAGCAAGCUUCUUCCACGCCCCUAUUCUCGGUUACCGCAGCGAGGAUUUCUCGGCGCUGAAACGGAGCCGUCUGGUCGAGAAGUCUAGGAAGUCGCCCACGCCUUCGCAAUUCGGCUUGAAUCAACUUGGUCUCGGAGAGCCCAAUACUCUCGCUUACGCGCUUUGCGAUUCUCCAACCGGACUUCUGGUGUUUGCGCUCAAGAGUUUACAGUUGAUCGGCCCGAAAAAGAAGUUCACCCCGACUGAAAUCAUCAACUUCACGCAGCUUUCUUGGCUGCCUGGACCCGAGGCAGCGAUGCGGUUCUGGGCACACUGUGUGCAACACCCGGAGCCGGCGGCCAAGAAAAUGACCCGGAAACCCAAAGUCGCCAUCACAGUGUUCCUUCGAGAUGAGACUGAGACGGAAAUUCGGCCUGGGGCUCCGGCGCCGGCUCAACAAGAUGUGCAGGCCGACCAUGUGGCGGCCCAGACUCCUUUGAAGGUCGAGGACAAAGACGGCUACGCUUGUCCCAGCUGGGCAAACGCGAAGUACCAUGUUGUGUAUACGCAUCGAGCGAGCGGCAAGUCGGGAUUGCUGGCCUGGGAAAGACCUGGACUCAUCGCAGCGGGCGUGAGGGGGCUCGCCAAAGAGGUGCUGCGUUUAGACCCGAGGCUCAAACCAGCCCCGGCUCCAUCUACAGCGCCAUUAGAGCAAGUAGUGUCCGACGAUGGUGAAGCUGCAGCUCGAAAUGGAGAUGCUCAAAACACCGUGGCCGCACUGGGAGCUCUGGCUUUGCAAACCCCAACGCCAGCUGCCAGGGCAAACUCCCAAACGUCGGCGAGGAAAGGGGCCGAUGGGCUCCUGGCACCCAUCACGGAGGAGCGGGGACACCCUCAGCGCGAGAUUAGUGAGGAGACUAGAGUCGAGUCGGAUUCGGAGAACAGGGGGAAGUUGUACACGGAGAAGAGCGAUGAUACCUUGGCUUCGGUGAGCCCGAACGCGAUUCCGGUUGUGACGCCGCCGCCGGCGAAGGCGCCUUGA
Pseudomassariella vexata is the source of this 1761-nucleotide messenger RNA. RefSeq names its product epoxide hydrolase. Bases 1 to 1761 code for a protein of 586 amino acids. Gene Ontology annotation, molecular function: epoxide hydrolase activity. The transcript has 3 exons. NCBI's taxonomy places the organism in Eukaryota, Fungi, Ascomycota, Sordariomycetes, Amphisphaeriales, Pseudomassariaceae. Gene Ontology annotation, biological process: epoxide metabolic process. The record is from RefSeq and is a predicted model, not a curated record.